AUGGGAAUCUCUGGAUUACCACCAACUGUGGGAAACAGACGUUAUAACCACGACUCACGCCGCACAGAGGUUGCCGAUCAUCUUCUAAUUCUUCCGGAAUCAACGGAAACGUUCACCUUUGCAAUUAGACAUAACCGCGAACUCUCCAUAAAUCCCGCUCGUGAUGCCGCCAACUAUCUAUCACAACGAGGCUUAGACGAAUUUUCUAUCUCCUUUCGCUCUCUCAGUCUAAGACUCCGAGAGCUACGCCUCGACGAGGUAAGAAUCAGCAAAUCGUUUUUUUGGCCCACGUUGGAAGAGGAGGUCGACCCGACGUGUCUUGUCUGGCCGAAAUUGGAGGUUCUGCAAGUCUUAGAGGUCCCGCCGCAUGCACCCGACGGCAAAUGGAUAAUCGACAACGAUCCUGAAACAGACUGGGAAGGAGAGCUGGAUGAUGAUUCGUACGAUGGAUGGCAAUACGAUCUCGAUCAUUAUGCCAGGCGUGGCAUCCUCAAAAGCGACCCAGUCAACCAGCUUUAUGAGUCCAUUGGUCUCGCGGUACAGCGAAUGCCGCGAUUGCGGAGCUUGAAGCACUCAUUCCGAGGCGCAGUUGGCGAGAGUGGGAGCCAUGAGUGGUUGCGCUUUAAGAGAGAUCUUUCUACCGGAAUGGUUACGCUACAAGUUCAGACAGAGUGGGGUUUAAAAUUGGAGGAGAAAGUCAUAUGUGCCUGGGGAUUGAAAGACGAGAAAGCGAAGGAGUUUCGCGAGAAGUGGGCUGUUUCGCUUGAAAAGUGGCCUUGA
This is a messenger RNA of Penicillium cataractarum, 780 nucleotides long. RefSeq lists its product as uncharacterized. Lineage: Eukaryota; Fungi; Ascomycota; Eurotiomycetes; Eurotiales; Aspergillaceae. The transcript has 3 exons. The record is from RefSeq and is a predicted model, not a curated record. The coding region runs from base 1 to 780 and encodes 259 amino acids.